Molecule: messenger RNA, 378 nt
Organism: Paraglomus occultum
Lineage: Eukaryota; Fungi; Glomeromycota; Glomeromycetes; Paraglomerales; Paraglomeraceae
Source: the annotation of a GenBank genome assembly
AUGCCAAUUGAGCACGGAACAUCAAGAAUAAGGCGCCGUAGUCAACCAGGCCAGGAAGAAUCUGGAUGGAAUGAUGUUGAGCAUCUUCAGGGAUUGAUGUCAAAGCUGAGAGAACAGAUUAGUAUUAGGUUGUUGAAGACUGACUUUAGGGUUGACAGUGGAAGAAGUAUUCCAACAUUGCCUAAUGGUUAUGAUUCACUGCAGCAUUAUAGAAGAUCAUUGAUGUUUGUUACUAAAGGCUCACCAAAAUAUCUCAGUUCUAUAAUAAUAAAGAAAGAAGAUGAAGCAAAACUUCCUUGGUCAUCAGACAUCACAGAAUCGUUCCAACAAGCUGUAGAGCUUAAACUAGUGCAGGUGAAAAGGAACCAGAUUAUGUGA